AGACGGAUGCCCAAGGGGAUCAGAAGGAGAGCCACACGAUCUGAGAUUCUCUCCAAUUCUUUUCUCCUCUCCUAUUUUUAUGUUCUCCUUGUUCAGUUAACAAAGAAAACACACGCACACGCACACGCACACGCGCACACACACAACAAUCUCUUCUAUUCUCUUCUGAAAAUUGUUGAGUAGAGGUGCUCUCCUUAGUUGUUGCUAUUUCAUAAAGGCCAUCACUUUGAAAAUUGCUGCAGCUUCAAGGCAUGAUGAGGUCUGCAGGGUAUAACGUGGUUGCUUCGUUUGCUCCUGUGCAUUGUAUUGCUGUUCGAACUCCGCGUAGGAUCUCAUCAAAGUUUAAAGUAGGAAAUUCCACAACAUCAAAGAAAUUAUACUGUUGUGGCACAGGCCACACAUCUCAUAAAGGACCACAAAUGGUUGUGGCUCGCUAUCCUCCUCCCCUCUUCAGUGUUGCCCCAAUGAUGGAGUGGACGGACAAUCACUAUAGGAUGCUCGCAAGAAUCAUAUCGAAAAAUGCAUGGCUUUACACGGAGAUGCUUGCGGCUGAAACAAUAGUUUAUCAGAAGGGUAAUCUGGAUAGGUUUUUGGCAUUCAAUCCAGAGCAACAUCCUAUUGUUCUUCAAAUUGGCGGGAAUAACUUGGAGAAUAUUGCAAAAGCGACACAACUUGCUAAUGCUUAUGGUUACGAUGAGAUUAACUUAAAUUGUGGAUGCCCAAGCCCUAGGGUUGUUGGACAUGGGUGCUUUGGAGUGCGGUUGAUGCUUGAUCCAAAGUUUGUAGGCGAGGCCAUGUCAGUUAUUGCUGCCAAUACAGAUGUCCCUGUGACCGUCAAGUGCCGGAUUGGUGUGGAUGAUUAUGAUUCUUAUAAUGAACUGUGUGAUUUUAUCUACAAAGUAUCUUCAACAUCUCCAACCAAACAUUUUAUCAUACAUUCACGAAAAGCAUUGCUCAAUGGCAUUAGUCCAGCUGAAAAUCGUUCAAUUCCUCCACUCAAAUAUGAAUACUACUAUAGCCUUGUGCGUGACUUUCCAGACUUACAGUUUACAAUAAAUGGAGGCAUAAAUUCAAUUGAAGAGGUAAAUGCAGCAUUGAAAAAAGGAGCUCAUGGGGUAAUGGUUGGACGUGCUGCCUACAAUAACACUUGGCAAUUGUUGAGAGAUGUUGACUCUGAAGUCUAUGGUGCUCCUCCUAGUGAUCUUACACGUCGUCAGGUUUUGCAUAAGUACCAAGAGUAUGCAGAUUCUGUUCUUGGCAAACAAGGCAACAAUAGACCAAAUAUUCGGGAUUUGGUCAAGCCUUUGUUGAACCUUUUCCAUUCUGAGCCUCGAAAUGCUGUUUGGAAACGCAAUGUAGAUGCUGCGUUUUUCCGUUGCACGACAGUUAAACAACUCCUUGACGAGACAUUGGUCAUUAUUCCAGACUACGUCCUUGAUUCACCAGCCGCUAGGGUGCCACCGAGUCGUGGAGAUAUUUUUGCAAAUGUGGAGGAUCUGAUGCCUCCCCCAUAUAAAUCAAGUGAACUGGAGUUACAAUAUGCUUAGUUUUUCGUAUAGAUGAUAAUCACCAUCGAAAUUGAGUUUACAGUUUACACACAAUAUUCAUCAUUCUUUGGGAUAUGACUUAUCUCCCCCUUUGAUAGAAUGUACUUUAAUUUCUUCAGGAAACAAAAAGGUUUACAAAAGUGUAUUUGGGUACUAAGAGAAUAGUAAUGAAAUCAGUAUCUUCACUA
Messenger RNA from Beta vulgaris subsp. vulgaris (sugar beet), 1735 nucleotides. RefSeq lists its product as uncharacterized. NCBI's taxonomy places the organism in Eukaryota, Viridiplantae, Streptophyta, Magnoliopsida, Caryophyllales, Amaranthaceae. The coding region runs from base 252 to 1547 and encodes 431 amino acids. Gene Ontology annotation, molecular function: flavin adenine dinucleotide binding; tRNA dihydrouridine synthase activity. The record is from RefSeq and is a predicted model, not a curated record. The transcript is spliced from 13 exons. Gene Ontology annotation, biological process: tRNA dihydrouridine synthesis.